CAGAUGGCAGCACAGCAGCCUGAUCGCCCCGGAGGAUCAGGCUUGAUUUUUGUAAUAAUCAAACAUGUCAGCCUGUUGUUCAUCUGGUGACAGUGAUAAAUCUCUAGAUGUGUUCAUUCAUCCAUUAGUUAUUGCAGAAACAUCACUACAGGAACCCAGUGAUAGGUUAUUCAUCAUAAAUGGCUCGAUUUCCCCUGGACACGAAGAGAGUCCAACCACAGCACCACAAGUUAUGAAUCAUAUUCAGUCAUCUAAUGAAGAGGGACUCUAUAGUGCAGAUGUAUCAAGGAAAUUAUCAGGUGUUGGAAAAUGGUCGAGCAGAGCCACACAGUUGUUUUUACAAAUGAUGCUACAGGAAGCUGAUAAACUACACAGCCCUUACAUCAAACAGCGGGACAUCUGGAGACACAUCUCCCAGGAGCUUACUAAAGAGGGCUUUCGUCUUGUGGCUGAGCACGUAGAGCGAAAGUGGCAUAAUUUACUCAGAACAUACAGAAUUCAUAAGAGGCAGAGGACUGCUAAUGGUUUCAAAUUCUGGGAAUAUUAUGAACCCUGUCAGCACCGUGAUCCUUCCCCUGAUGUGACAUCACAGCAUACACAUAGCGCAGCACAGCAGUAGCCACAUGUCUCUGAAUCAGCUCGGUGACUGCCCGACUGAAUUGUUUGGUGUCACCCAGUGGAUGGUUUGAGUGUGGAAGGAGCUAUUUUUUUUACAUAAAAUAUGUGCUGUUGUAGUUUAUGAUAUUUAUGUAUUUAUCUAUUUAAUUGUUUAUCAUAGCAUUUUUAUUUUUUUUGACAAAUGCAAUUUGAAAUUUGUUGAAAUUAGGUGUACUUUGUGCUCGCUAAAUCAUUUAACUCUGAACCACAUUGUUUAUAUAGGAGCUUGGUGUUAAAAAUUAAUUGUAUAACUUCAAAUCCAUUUGUAACAAACUCAUUAUUACUGUAUUAUUAUUAUUAUUAUUAGGAAAUACUUUGCUGUAUUAUACUGUACUCAGUGUUUACUGCCUUGCCAUUUGAAACCUUUGUUCACUCUGUACUUUGCUGUAAUCCGUCAUUUAACGAUAAGUUCGCUUAUUGUUAAGUUUUCAGGAUCGUAACCCCUUCGUUAAACAAGGGAUACCUGUGCUGUAUUUAUUUCUUUAUCAGGUCAGAUUAUGUUUUGUUUCUCUUUAAACUGAUAAAUUUACAUUAUGCUCAGUCUUUGUUUUUAUUUCUUAGCCUUUCAGGCCUAUUACUAUAAGUAUUGAUUAUCUUAUUCUGUAGGAUUCGGUACUAAGUAGGUUGUCCCAACCUUUAAGUAUAAGUCUAGACCUCUGAAAAAAUUACUUCUAAUAUAGUACAGUACAGGGUAUAUGCAAAUGUUAAUGUAUUCAUUUUAUUGCUUAGUGUACAAGGUAUGAACCUAGUCCUCUGCCUUAACUGGGAAUUGAAGCAAAUGCUUUUCCACUGAGCUACAGAGUCACUCAAUAAGAUGGCACAUGUAAUGUAAAACCUUCCAUCAAAAUGUUUGACUGCAGCUCACUGUAAAUUCAAAUACAGUAGUGUUGAGUAAAAGCUCAAAAUGCAGUAUUUAUUACAAACUCUGUUUCUUUUUCUAUUUGCUGAAUGUGAGAGAUAUAUACUUUUUUUAUUUUUUGUCUUUGGGAAAUCAAAGUGCAAAUAAAGAAAGACAUUUUUGUGUAGCUGCUACAUAUCUGUGGGAUUCUCCAGGACAGUACUGUGACCCAUACUGAAAUCGAGGUUUACUGUAUGAAGCUGUGUUUAGAAGAAAUUCUGAGUUAUCACCCCUUUAAUGCGUGGAUGUGAAUUCAUAAUAUUUAUGCUGAUAUGUAACUACCCAUAAUUAAUGGUAGUGUUGAACUCUUUCAGAUGAUGGAUAAGAUCAUGGGCUCUUUACCUAACGACAAAACAUCUUUAGGACCAACUGUGGAUAUACUUACAACAAAUUCACAGUUUCCCAUUACCAGUAGUGUCUCAACAGCUGCAACUUCUCUUGUGUCAACAACUUUAACACAGCUGCCAACACAAAACCUGAAUCUUCCCAACACUUCUUCAUUAAUUAUAGUUCCAGUAUCAUCUUCCUCUGUUCCACCUCCUAAUGCACCAGUCUAUUCUAUGCCUACUCCUGUAACCAGUCAUUCUCACUUUCUCUCACCUCUUUUACCCAAAACUUCACAAGAAAAUACUUCAGCCAUCACUCUAUCUCAAGUCCUACCAAACAGUCAGCCAUAUUGCCCACCAGCUUUCACUUCGCCAACAGUUUGUUUUAGUGAGCAACCAGAUGGUCAUUCUGCUGCUCUUCCUCUAUCACCACUUCAUCCUGUACAUCAACCAGACAGUUCUUUAGGUUCAUCACCUACCCUUUGUAUAAAGCAAGAACUAGAUGAGUCUUCCAGUGUCACUCCUGAGUGCCGGCUAAAUAGCUCCUUUCUUUCUGUACCUCAGUUGGGUCACCCUGAGUGUAAGCCAAACAGUCCCUCAGUUGACACAUUACCUCCACCUCUCCCUUCAUGUCAACUAGACAGUUCCUCAGGUACCUCUUUUCCUUCAGUCCAUUCCAAGCGCCGUAAAAUUUCAACUUCUGCAGCCAUUGAAUCUGGAAAUGAAAUGUCAACAUUCAAAGACGAAACAAAAGAAUCAAUAGAGAGUCAAGGGUCAGUGGAGAAAAAUGAGAAUAUGAGAAAUGAAAGUUCAGAUGCACACACAAGUGCUCUACUAAAAGAACAAUCAAAGGUGUUAAAGUUAAUUUACCAGGGCCUUCAAGCAAAUAACAGGUCUUUGGAGCAAUUUAAUAAUGGAUUGCAGAUCAUGCAUGCAGACAUAAAUCGGCUAUCAUCAGCAGUAGAAUCCCUGACUCAAACUUUAAACAAGAGAUAAUGUUUUGUUGUUCUAUACAUUGCAGAAUACAUUCAGUAAGCCAGCUGAAAAGAAUAAACAUAUAGCCACCCUAUGCCACUGCAGGAGAGGGCUUGCAAGAGUGUGAGCAAACUGUACCUCCAUCACCUUUUUACUGUGAUUGUUAAUAUUAUAGCCUUUAAAAUAUAUAUAAUUUUAUUAUGACACUGAAAUACCUUUUACAUGUUGAAUAUGUUUAUGCUUGUUUGAUUUUUUGCUUUGGAUAAGACUUUUAAUAUUUUAUUUUAACUUUUAUUUAUGGAUGUGUAUAACACUCUGAAUUUAUUGGUUUAAAACUAUAGUUGCAUUUUAAUAGUACUAUUACCUAGUCAACUGUAAUGCACACAAGAGGCCUAGUCAACUGUAUGUACUGUACACAAGAGACAAGAGCAGAAUAGGUAGGCCAUACAAUAGAGCUCUAUUUUUCAUAUUUUUGCUAAAAAAAGUAACAAGAGAAGAAGAUUUCAAGAAAUAGGUCAUGAUAGGGAGGCCAAGGGGCUUUUCUAUCAUGUCCACUUACUGAGGGGAGCUUAAUUUGGUAGUGAGUCAUCGCAAAUAAAUUACAGUACGUCCUGUACUAAAA
Messenger RNA from Homarus americanus (American lobster), 3478 nucleotides. RefSeq names its product ESCRT-I complex subunit tsg101-like. The record is from RefSeq and is a predicted model, not a curated record. The coding region runs from base 65 to 619 and encodes 184 amino acids. The transcript has 4 exons. NCBI's taxonomy places the organism in Eukaryota, Metazoa, Arthropoda, Malacostraca, Decapoda, Nephropidae.